AAUAAAUAAUAAAUGAACUAAAUAUAUGAUUUGAUGCAGAUUAUCAAAACCUCUUAAUAAAGGGGGCAAGAAUUAAUGAUAGAUUCAUUUGUAAUUGGAUAUCUCUUUGGGAAGGGAAAUUUAAAAAAUAAAGAGGAUUUAUAAAUAUUUAUAGAAUAACUAAAUGAUAUUAAGCAUAGAAUAGAUGUAGGCGAUUUAUUUCCUUCUUCUAGAGAUGAGCUCAUUUUAAGUCGUUUAGGAAAUUUGUCUAUGUUAAUUAAGGGUGAGAAUAAUAAUGAUAAAUACAAAUAAUAAUAGAAAAAGAAAUAAGGAAAGGGUAAAGGAAAGACAAAUAUUUUGGCUUAGACAACACCUAUAAAUCCUUAAACAGAUCUAAAGGAUUAAAAUGAAUUGAAUUAGUUUUAAGAGGAGGAUACUGAAAAGUAAUAGAUCUAAAUGAAUUCUAAGAAACCCAAAACUUAGCAACCUUAAAAGUAGGGUGUGUAAACAAGAUAAUAAAUAGCCUAAUAAUAAAAAAAAGAAUAACAAAAAGACGAGUAACAAAAGGACGAAUAACAGAAAAAUGAAUGAAAAUACAUAUCAAAUA
Messenger RNA from Paramecium octaurelia, 586 nucleotides. NCBI's taxonomy places the organism in Eukaryota, Ciliophora, Oligohymenophorea, Peniculida, Parameciidae. The record is from the annotation of a GenBank genome assembly.